AUGUCCUCUACACGUCCCCCCCUGACCCGCAACUCAACUUCCCCCGGCUCCUUUAUGGCUGCCGGGACCGAGCCCUGUCAUCACCCGAUGACUAUACCUGCGCAAGCGGAUCCCAUACCCGCGCGUAUGGCUCUCCUCCCAUCAGACCUCCUCUCCCAGCGCAUCAUACUUUCCUCACAUGGUCUCCGCUCGUCCAACCCAUCCAACCCAGACGGGCCCAUAGUAUCCAUUCGAGGCUCCCGCUCUCCCACAGAGGACCAGCGAGCACAGCCGGACAUACAGGUCUCCCCCUCCGCCUACUCUCUCGUCGCACACAUCGGCAGAGGGUUCCACCCAGAGUGCAUCACCAUAUCCGCAAAGAAAGGGAACGCAUUGGUAAUAGUCGCCGACAGAUGGGACAUGGAAAAAGAUUGUCGAUACGAAUGGGUCUGGAGAUUCGAUCGGGAUGCUGACAUGUCCUCGGUCCAUGCCAACUAUGACUCGGGCGUACUAAGAGUAACUGUGAAGCGCAUCCCCGGAUAUAGAUUAGGCAACCUUUAG
This is a messenger RNA of Rhizoctonia solani, 540 nucleotides long. RefSeq lists its product as uncharacterized. The record is from RefSeq and is a predicted model, not a curated record. NCBI's taxonomy places the organism in Eukaryota, Fungi, Basidiomycota, Agaricomycetes, Cantharellales, Ceratobasidiaceae. The transcript is spliced from 4 exons. The coding region runs from base 1 to 540 and encodes 179 amino acids.